Molecule: messenger RNA, 2646 nt
Organism: Lithohypha guttulata
Lineage: Eukaryota; Fungi; Ascomycota; Eurotiomycetes; Chaetothyriales; Trichomeriaceae
Gene: DCP2
Product: mRNA-decapping enzyme subunit 2
Exons: 2
Coding region: 1-2646 (881 amino acids)
Biological process (GO): deadenylation-dependent decapping of nuclear-transcribed mRNA; nuclear-transcribed mRNA catabolic process, nonsense-mediated decay
Cellular component (GO): cytoplasm; P-body
Molecular function (GO): manganese ion binding; RNA binding; 5'-(N(7)-methylguanosine 5'-triphospho)-[mRNA] hydrolase activity
Source: RefSeq, a predicted model, not a curated record
AUGCAGCUAGAGGAUUGGCUCGAUGACCUGUGCGUCAGAUUCAUUGUCAACAUACCAGCCGAAGAGCUAGUUAGCCUCGAGCGAAUAUGCUUUCAGAUAGAGGAAGCUCAAUGGUUCUACGAAGACUUCGUUCGCCCAGCUGAUCCCUCGCUCCCUUCCUUGACCUUAAAAACCUUCUUUCAGAGAAUAGUACCACGAUGUCCCAUCUUCCACGACUGGGACGUCCACGAUUUGGAUGGUGCUUUCGAGAAGUUCUUGCAGUACAAGAACAGAGUACCUGUCCGUGGUGCUAUACUUUUGAACGAUAAAAUGGACGAAGUUAUUUUGGUCAAAGGCUGGAAGAAGAGCGGGACAUGGAGCUUCCCUCGUGGAAAAAUCAACAAGGACGAAGAUGACCUGGAAUGUGCCAUCAGGGAAGCUUGGGAGGAGACUGGUUUCGAUAUUCGUGCCGCAGGUCUGGUGUCGGACCCCAGGAAAAUCAAACACAUUGAAAAGACGAUGAGAUCCCAGAACAUGAAAAUGUUCGUCUUCCGCGGUGUGUCCAAGGAUGCUCACUUCGAGCCUCAGACGAGGAAAGAGAUCAGCAAGAUCGAGUGGUUUAGACUUGCCGACCUUCCCACUGAAAGGAAAAAAGCAAACACUACUGAGGGGACAGGUCAACAUCUCGUACUGAACGCGAACAAGUUCUACGUUGUUGCACCAUUCAUGCAUGAUCUCAAAAAGAUUAUCACUGCUGAAAGACGGAAAGACAACAGGCAAAGCUCAAGAGCAGCUCCGCCUGUGACCGCCGAAAUUGCCAGCAAUGAAACAGAUACAUUACAGAUUGCUACACAAACAUUGCCUAUGUCACCCGCCAUACCAAGCAGUUUGCCUGAAGUCAGUCCACCCUCUGCUUCAGAUCCUCUACACCACCUGAGCCGUACUCCCCAGCCUGUAACAGCAAACCUUGAUGCAGCGGCGAAAUCAAACGCCCUCAUGGCAUUACUGCGAAAUGGCCCGGCUGCCCAGAUACGUAACGACCUCCAUACACCACAUGAGCAGAUCAAUCCACCGACAAUACCCCGUUCUCCAGAACGUCCUUCCCAUGCACAUGCCAUGGCUAGUAUCCAGUCCCCUCCUCCAGCCUUCGAUCUACACCAACAGAUGCAUCCUACUGCUCCCAAAGCAUCAGCCCUGCCACAACUCAGUCAGCACACGAGGUCCUUGCUGGACGCUUUUAAUGGUCCUACUCUUCCGCAAAACAGACCCGUUCAACCACAACUGCCACCUGCCAAGCAGGAUCUAUUAGCGGCAUUCACAUCGAAACCAUUCCCUAAGAGCGUGUCGCCUCGAGUUUUUACACCUGUUGACCAAGGUGGUAACUUGCUGCAGCUCUUGCAACGACCCUCAAGCAAUGCUCCAGAGCGGCCAGUGCCCAUAGAUAGAGGCAACUCCAAUGUCUCGACCCCGGAUCCCAGUGCUAUGGUGACACCUACCAUUCAACUAGAACAUAUGCAGCGAAAGCCUGCAUUUACUAUCAACCCACUCUUGGAUCUGCUUAAGGAUGGAAAGAAGCCCAGCACACCCAACCCUGGACAUGCUGUUGCUUCUGGAACAGAUCAAGUCCACACGCGUACUCCAGAUGUGCCAAGUCCAGCAUCUUUUAACAAUACACAGACAGAACCAGUAGAGCUCUCAGCGACCACGGAAGACGAGAGCAGAACACGCUCUGCAGUAGGGACGAAGGAUAACUUGCGCUCCUUGUCAAACGCCACAUCGCCUGAAGCUACGAAGCCUGGUCUACCGAAGUCGCGAGUGGGAACGACUUCAGCCACUCUGGCUCAGCCGAUCGACGAACCACAGUUUGAAGCCAUUGCUAGAGCCCCGACCUUCGAGGAGGAAUCUAGAACGCAACCUGCGCCAGCUGAGCGCAAGUUGUUCGAUUACAAGACUGGCAAUAUCAAGCAAGUGACGUCGAUCAAGGCGAUCUCGCGACAAGACGACCGUAGCAAGCAACCGCGGUCACCACGUAACACGAAGCAACAGAGGCAAACAAACUCUCCUCGAAGACCAGUAACACCAAAAGAGUUGACUAAGCCAUUCCAGCCACAGAUCCUAAAACGUCCCCAGACUAGAGAUGGUGAUGACACUUCCAGAACCUCGGACCUGCCACUAAGAAAUAUACCAGUGCCCAUGACGAGUGAAACAGCCUGUAUUGACCUUCCCUCAGCUUUUUCACAAGGUCCGCUUUCGCCUAGUCUCAAUGCACCCGAAGCUGUCAAUACACAAGGUCCUAUCAAGAUCCCCACUGCAGCUAGUACAUCCUCGCAAUUACUAUCGCCUGUGCAUGAUCCGCAGAGAGAGGCACUACUGUCACUCCUCAAAACUCCGGCUCCGAAACAACUCACCCCUGAGCCAGACGCUACUCCAAAGGCCUCAUUCGGGCUUAUUUUGGAUCACGAGUUCGCUGACAACAGAGUCGUUUCACCACCUUCUGCGAGUCAACUGAUCAGCCCUAUCGCAGCGGGGGAAGUGGACAGUGCACCGAGAUCAAGAGUAAGCAGUCUGGCUUCGGUCGGCAUGUCCGGACGAUCGCAUCAUGAAAAGCGCCAGACAGGAGCUGAGGAUAAAGCGUUCUUGAUGCAGUAUUUAAAGGGACUAUCAUAG